AUGGGUUUGAGUUCAACAUGACUGAAUAUUACCAACUGCCUCCACUGUACGUUUAUCACGACUUUGACAAAUGCAUGGCUUUGUCGCCCCCUUCGGACGAUGCGAAAUAUUGCAUUGUCGAGACAGUCAUUCAACCGAAUCUGUCGUCUUCGGUGUGGAAUUUGAUCGUCAAGUACAACGACACAAAGCGACACUUUCGGCAUGAUAAAAUUCAGCACGGAUUAUGUCGUGAUACGUGCACGAAAUUAUUGGAGCAGUACGCAAGGUGGUAUCAAGAAGAUAAUUUGUACUUGAAUGACUUUCGGGAUGGGAGUGCUCACAUAAUCGACGCAGACACCUUCAACAAUGGCUUGCAUGAUCGCUUCGACAACGAUCGAUGGGUUAAUUACUGCACGAAUGAAAUGCUGCGACAAAAAUAUGACGGCUUAAAAGGCAGAUCAAGUGUCGUUUAUUGCAUCAGAGACGAUGAAAAAUGGAAAAUCGACAUUUGGGAUUAUUUAUUCUAUUCAAUUCUCAUUUUAAUCACAAUUUUAACUAUUUUUGGUUCAUUUUACGACAUUUAUCGUUCACGAGAUCACCCAGAAUCGCAAUUUUUAGUCGCAUUUUCCAUCGGUCGCAACAUCCGUCGCUUAGUGAAAAGUGAGCCACCGAUCCGAGGCAGCUUGGAAGAUGACUUGCAAUUUCUUUAUGCAAUCCGAUUUCUUACGAUGUUUUGUGUGGUUGGAGGGCACGUUCUUUUAUUCAAUGAAAUUUUUCCGAUAUCGAACUCGGAGUACAUUGAGAAAUAUCAUGAGAUAUUGACGAUGAUGUUAGCGAACGGAUUCAAAGUGAUCGAAACUUAUUUGAUCAUCAGUGGACUUUUGAUGUCGUUGAAUUAUUUUAAGUUCAUUAAAGAUUCGCCUUUUGGAUUAAAACAUUUUUUACAAGCCAUCGUUUAUCGAUAUUUGAGGCUCAUUCCAAUGGUAAUUUUUAUCAUUUUUCUCAACGCUACUGUAUUAAUUCAUCUCCAAAACGGUCCCUUGUGGAAAAUGAUUGGUGAAACCGAGCGAUCUUUUUGUCGUAACAAUUGGUGGUCGAACGUUCUUUUCAUCAAUAACUACAUUCACGUGCAAGAUCCGUGCAUUCAGCAAUCCUGGUUCUUAGCUACUGACUUUCAACUGACGAUUUUCGGGAUGUUUCUUAUGAUUUUAACGACAAAAUACCAAAAAUAUGUGAAACAAAUUUUUGGAGUGGCGAUUUUUGCUUCUUUCGUUAUUCCAGCUGUCGUUGUUUAUCGAAAUGGGUUCGAAGGAAUAAUGAUGGUGACACCAGAAGAGAUGAAAUACGUGAUGAUCUACGACAAAACCUACCAAAAAUUUUAUUUGCCGUCUCACAUGAACAUCGGUCCGUAUCUCUAUGGCAUGAUAACGGGCGUUUUGUUGCACAAUAUUAGACUUUUUAAGGUGAAAAUCACACAAAGUAGACUUCUAACCGGGAUUUGGUAUCUAGUUGUUCCAAUCGCGGUCGGUACUCUUCUAUCUGGCUUUAUUUUUUAUGAAAAUAAUUUUGAAAAGCCUUCGUUGUGGAUCGCAAUUUACGCUUCAGUGUCGAAAAACUCUUGGGGACUUCUUGGAAUAAUUUUCAUCUUGGGACUGGUCAGUGGAGCCAGUAAACUUGUGAAAAAUUUCCUCGAUCAUCCAGUUUUCAAGCCAUUGGGAAAAAUCACGUUCAGCGUGUUUUUGUGCCACACAUUUAUUAUUCGAGUUACUUUGGGAGACAUUCGUGCGGGACGACAUUUGAGCGAUAUGCAUUUGCUUGGCAACGUUUGCUCAACAUUUUUCUUAUCUUACCUGCUCGGAUUUUUAUUGCACGUCCUAAUCGAAGCCCCAUUUUUGGUAAUACUAAAGAGCUUUUUCAAAGUUGAGAAGAAAAGUGAACAAAAACUUAAAAAUCCUUCCAUUGAACUUUUUAAUUCUUAA
This is a messenger RNA of Culicoides brevitarsis, 1958 nucleotides long. RefSeq names its product nose resistant to fluoxetine protein 6-like. Lineage: Eukaryota; Metazoa; Arthropoda; Insecta; Diptera; Ceratopogonidae. Bases 18 to 1958 code for a protein of 646 amino acids. The transcript has 7 exons. The record is from RefSeq and is a predicted model, not a curated record. Gene Ontology annotation, molecular function: acyltransferase activity, transferring groups other than amino-acyl groups.